Messenger RNA from Aspergillus pseudotamarii, 732 nucleotides. RefSeq lists its product as uncharacterized. NCBI's taxonomy places the organism in Eukaryota, Fungi, Ascomycota, Eurotiomycetes, Eurotiales, Aspergillaceae. The record is from RefSeq and is a predicted model, not a curated record. The transcript has 4 exons. The coding region runs from base 1 to 732 and encodes 243 amino acids.
AUGCAGCUUACCAAGCCCCUCCUGGUAUUCGCGCUUUAUGCGUUUAGCGCUCAGCACGCGCUGGCUGUGCCUGUCAAUCCCGAGCUUGGCGCUACGGGCGUCGAGAAUAUCGCCCUUAAAACAGGAAGCGGUGAUAGUCCAAGUGACCCUAUCAAGGCAGACCUUGAGGUCAAAGGCCAGAGUGCUUUACCAUUUGACGUCGAUUGCUGGGCUAUCCUGUGCAAGGGCGCUCCUAAUGUCCUGCAGCGUGUGAACGAAAAGACGAAAAAUGGCAAUCGCGAUCGGAGCGGCGCAAACAAAGGGCCUUUUAAAGAUCCUCAGAAAUGGGGCAUUAAAGCCCUUCCACCUAAGAAUCCGUCAUGGAGCGCACAGGACUUCAAAUCACCUGAAGAAUACGCGUUCGCCUCUUCCCUUCAGGGCGGAACAAAUGCUAUCCUUGCACCCGUCAACCUCGCUGCACAGAACUCCCAAGGUGGUGUCCUAAAUGGUUUUUACUCCGCCAACAAAGUAACCCAGUUUGAUCCUAGCAAGCCCAAGGAGACUAAGGGUACAUGGUUCCAGAUCACUAAGUUCACUGGUGCUGUUGGUCCUUACUGCAAGGCCCUGGGAGGCAAUGAUAAGAGUGCCUGUGAUAAGAACAAGAAUGUUGCAGGGGACUGGGGCUUUGACCCGGCGAAAUGGGCAUAUCAGUAUGACGAGAAAAAUAACAAGUUCAACUAUGUUGGUAAGUAA